Messenger RNA from Spirodela intermedia, 969 nucleotides. Lineage: Eukaryota; Viridiplantae; Streptophyta; Magnoliopsida; Alismatales; Araceae. The record is from the annotation of a GenBank genome assembly.
AUGGAGAGUAGGGUGUCGAUGACGAGCUUCGCGGUUAUGGCUGUCGUGAUGCUAGCGGCGGGUUCUUCGGAGGGAUACGAUUUUUACGUGGGGGGGAAAAACGGUUGGGUGCAGAGCCCCUCGGAGAGCUUCAACAGUUGGGCCGAGAGGAACAGAUUCCAGGUCAAUGACAGCCUUGGUAAGCCGGAUCCCCUCCAAAAUCCUUAUUUUCUGAUCGUCAUGACGGGAGUUUUGAUGUUGUUCCCUUCUCGGUUCGCAGUGUUCAGCUACAAGGGGGGAGAGGACUCGGUGUUGGUUGUGACUGAGGCAGACUACCAGUCGUGCACGACGGCCAAUCCGAUCGAAAGGCACAACAGCGGCCACACGGUUUUCAAGUUUGGUAGGUCGGGCCCCUCCUUCUUCAUCAGCGGCGUCCCUGGGAGGUGCCAGAAAGGCCAGAAGCUGAUCGUAGUUGUCCUAUCUCUCCGCAGCCCCAACAUCACGCCCUCUCCCACCGCCUCCCCCAACCCUUCGCCAGCCCCGCGAUCGGCUCCCACGCCUUCUCCCUCUCCUACACCUUCGCCUGCCGCGGUUCCUACGUCCUCUCCGACCUCGGCUCCCACAACUUCCUCCGCCGCUGUUCCUACGUCCUCCCCGACCGCGGCCCCGAGCCCUUCCCCGGCCGCAGCGCCUACGCCCUCCUCGUUUCCGGCUCCUAUGGCUUCCCCGUCCGCAGCACCUCUACCUUCUCCAUCGGCAGCGCCCUCGCCUUCCAAGUUCCAGCCGUCUCCUGAUCUGUCACCUUCCCCGUCUCCAUCGCCAACACACCCUGAGAAUGUCUCCUCCCCAUCCCCUGCGCCCGUCGAGUCGCCGGCGUCGGGGCCGCUCUCCUCUGCCCCGGGGUCGUCUCCUUCAGCGUCCUCUUACACCUACGCAUCUUUCUGGACGGUGGCCGCGGUUCUUUGUGUGGGACGGCUGCUCGCAUUGUAG